Messenger RNA from Acanthochromis polyacanthus (spiny chromis), 6359 nucleotides. RefSeq names its product carboxypeptidase D, a (gene cpda). The transcript is spliced from 21 exons. NCBI's taxonomy places the organism in Eukaryota, Metazoa, Chordata, Actinopteri, Pomacentridae. The record is from RefSeq and is a predicted model, not a curated record. Gene Ontology annotation, biological process: proteolysis. Gene Ontology annotation, molecular function: zinc ion binding; metallocarboxypeptidase activity. Bases 169 to 4260 code for a protein of 1363 amino acids.
UCCGCCCUCCGUGAGGUGAACGGAAGAAGAUGGAAACAGGGAGGCCAGACAGGCUCUGACAGCGAAAAUACGUGUGUCGGUACGGAGCCAAAACUCUAAAUACUCGACCCUAGUGUUUGUUUUUCAUCUCUGAACUCUUCAUGGUGUAGCAGUAGGAGUUUAAUCAACAUGGGACACAUCCGGGAGCAUCUGUCGGCGACGCUGAAACUACGGGUGUCACUUUUCCUUUUCCUUCUUGUUGUCUACACCGGUGACGCCAGGCUGCACCGGACACGCAGCGUCGAGCCCUCGACGGAGGAAACUUACAACAAAUACUACAAUUAUGUUGAACUAACUGAACGUUUACAUUCGUUAGCCCAGAAGUACCCUCUCAUAGCGAACCUGUCCAGCAUAGGUCAGUCUGUGGAGGGCAGGGAGCUCUGGGUGAUGCGGAUCACCGAGGACCCCAACAGAGACACACCGGGGAAACCUAAAUUUAAAUACGUUGGGAACAUGCACGGCGACGAAACCGUGUCCAGACAAGUGUUGGUUUACCUUGUGGAGUACCUCCUGAGUAAAUAUGGGGAAGAACCGCGUAUCACCGAGCUGGUGAACACCACGGAUAUUUACAUUAUGCCCAGCAUGAACCCCGACGGCUUUGAGAAGUCCAAAGAGGGGGACUGCAAUGGCGACAAUGGGGGCCGAAAUAAUGCCAAAAACAAGGACUUGAACAGGAGCUUUCCUGACCAGUUUGACGGGGAGCCCAUCGACUCAAAAAACAUCCCCGAAGUCAUGGCUGUGAUCAGAUGGAUCCAGGAGAAAAAAUUUGUGCUGUCAGGGAACCUGCAUGGCGGCACUGUGGUUGCCAGUUAUCCUUUUGAUGACUCAGCCUCCCACCAGCGACAGGGCCACUACAGCCAGUCAGAGGACGACAGUCUGUUCCGCUACUUGGCUCUGGUAUAUGCCCAGAACCACUCUGUGAUGAAGACCGGUCAGCCCUACUGUCCUGAUGCCCUCUCAGAGUCUUUUGUAGAUGGCAUUACCAACGGGGCAGAGUGGUAUGAUGUGCCUGGAGGGAUGCAAGACUACAACUACCUCUAUGGAAACUGUCUGGAAAUCACCAUGGAGCUGAGCUGCUGUAAAUAUCCUCUUGCUACUGAACUCCAUAAGGAAUGGGAUCUGAACAGGGAAUCCUUGAUAGCAUACAUGGAAAAGGUACACAUGGGUGUUCGUGGUUAUGUGAAAGAAGCUGUUGAUGGUGCUGCCCUCAGCAAUGUCAGCAUUAUGGUAGCAGGCAUUAAGCACAACCUGACCACAGGGAAAUAUGGGGACUACUACCGCCUUCUUCUACCAGGAACAUACAACAUCACAGCUGUGGCCCCAGGGUAUGCAUCAAUGACAGUCAACAGUGUCCAGGUGAUUGAGGGCAAAGCCACAGAACUUAACUUUACUUUGGCACCUGUGGUCAGUGGGGCUGCAAGUAGCAUCCCUGUUAACAUAACCUCCGUGCUGUCCACAAGCCAUCCAAACAUUUCCACCACCGACUCCUCUAAAUCCAGCCAGACACUGGUGGUUCCCGCCAAUGGAAACAAGAACAUCACUGCAUCACUUCCACCUGUUAACCAGCCCAUCCAGCCCCAGGAAUUUCGUCAUCACAAUUAUGCAGACAUGGAGCUGUUCUUGCGCAAGUACGACAGCGAGUUCCCCUCGAUAACUCAUCUCUACUCUAUUGGCCGCUCGGUGGAAGGCCGUCACCUGUAUGUGAUGGUCAUCUCUGACAAUGCUUCUGUCCAUGAACAUGGUGAGCCAGAGUUUAAGUAUGUGGCCAACAUGCACGGCAAUGAAGUGGUGGGUCGGGAGUUAAUGCUCAACCUCAUUGAGUAUCUGUGCCAUAACUAUGGUACCGACCCGGAGGUCACCUGGUUGGUCAACAACACUCGCAUUCACAUCAUGCCUUCUAUGAACCCAGAUGGCUAUGAGGUCGCUGAUGAAGGGCAUAACAGUACCUACAAAGGACGCAACAACAGCAACAACUUUGAUCUGAACCGCAACUUCCCAGACCAGUUUACCACCAUCACAGAUCCCAGACAGCCGGAGACGAUAGCUGUGAUGAACUGGCUGAAGAGCAUCCCCUUUGUCCUGUCAGCAAACCUCCAUGGAGGUUCCUUGGUGGUCAACUACCCCUUUGAUGAUGACAGAGACGGUUUAGUUCAUUACAGCCCUUCACCCGAUGAUGAGGUCUUUAAGCAUCUGGCUAGAGCGUAUUCACAGGAAAACUCUCUGAUGUACAAAGGACACCCUUGUGACGACCUGUACCCCGAUGAAUAUUUUGAGGAUGGCAUCACCAAUGGAGCUCAGUGGUAUACUGUCCCUGGUGGUAUGCAAGACUGGAAUUACCUAAAUACCAACUGUUUUGAGGUGACCAUUGAGCUGGGCUGCUAUAAGUACCCCUUGGCUGAGGAACUGCCAACAUACUGGAAAGAAAACCGGAAAGCCUUGCUUCAGUUUAUACACCAGGUUCACACUGGAAUAAAAGGCACAAUCUCUGACGCUGAGGAUGGUACAGGAAUCCCCAAUGCCACCAUUAGUGUGCAGGGAAUCGACCACAACAUCACCACAGCUGAUACUGGAGACUACUGGAGACUGCUGGUCCCUGAGACUUACUCUAUCACUGCUUCAGCCCAUGGUUAUACACCUGUGACGAGCUACGCCACAGUCCCAAAAGAUCGAGUGGAGGUGGUGGACUUCAGACUGACACGCUUGCACUCAGACAGCAAUGGCCAGCCUCUCAGUGGCCCCCAACCCAAACAAAACCCAUCUGAGAGGGAGUUCCAGAGCUUAAUUAAGGAGCUCUCUCUAGGCCAGGGUUUGGAGCAGCUGGUCAGGAGCACGGCCACAAAGAUCGACUUACGAUACCGACCUUCCAGAGAGCUGCCUUCUGUCAUGACAGGCUUCACAAAAAACUUCCCUGAAAUUACAACUUUACACAAUUUGGGCCACAGUGUGGAGUUUAGAACCAUUUGGGCUCUGGAAAUCUCUGACAAACCAAAAGACCCUGAGCCGUCUGAGCCAAAGAUCCGCUUUGUAGCAGGGAUUCAUGGCAAUGCCCCUGUGGGCACAGAGCUGCUGCUGGAGUUUGCAGCCUUCCUGUGCAUCAACUAUGGCAAGAACCCAGUCAUCACCAGGUUGAUCAACGAGACCCGCAUUUUCAUUGUGCCCUCUGUCAAUCCUGAUGGACGAGAACAGGCUAUCGAGAAGCAGUGCAUGUCCACUCAGGGCCUGACCAAUGCUAAUGGCAAGGAUCUGGACACAGACUUUUUUGGCAAUGCAUCACAGCGUGUGGUGGAGCCCCAACCUGAGACCAGAGCGAUGAUGAACUUCAUACUAGACAAGGCCUUCACACUAUCUGUAGCCCUUGAUGGCGGCUCCCUGGUUGCUACCUACCCUUACGACAAGCCUGUCCAGCCUGUUGUAAAUGAGGGCACAUUGAAGUACUUGGCAAGCGUGUAUGCCAACAACCACCCCAAGAUGCACCUUGGGGACACCGGAUGUUCAAACAAUGGGCAGAUGGGCAACAUCCCAGAUGGAGUUAUGAGGGCAGCAGAGAGACAGAGUCACAUGGGGAGCAUGAAGGACUUCAGUAUGGACUUUGGCCACUGCCCAGAAAUUACAGUGUAUACCGGCUGCUGUCUGUUCCCUCCUGCUGAGCAGCUGUCCACGCUCUGGACGGAGAACAAGAAAGCUCUGCUCAGCAUGUUGGUGGAGGUUCAUAAAGGAGUGCGAGGUGUGGUGAGAGACAAGAGUGGCAAACCUAUUGUUGGGGCAAUCAUUGUACUGAACGAAGGAGUCAGAUUGUUGACUUCUGAGGGCGGCUACUUUCACGCGCUCCUGGCUCCUGGCAACCACGAUAUUGAAGCUGUUGCUGACGGCUACCAAAAGCAACGACAAAAGGUUGUGGUAUCUUCCUAUGAAGCUGCAAACUCCAUUAUCAUUGAGUUUGACACUGACAACAGCAUCUUUGGCCUGCCCAGAGAGUUUGUUGUGGCCAGUGCAGCAGCCUCCAUGACAGCGCUGGUGGUGACGGCGUGCAUCAUCUGGUGCGUAUGUGCAGUCAAGUCUAAUCAUCAGAAAGAUGGCUUCCACCGUUUGCGGCAGCACCGAGAUGAUUACGACGACGAGAUCCGGCUCACCUCGAUGGGCUCCAAAAAGUCGCUGCUUGCCCACGAGUUUCAGGACGAAAGUGAAAGUGAAGAGGAGACGCUGUACGCCAACAAAAUCUGAGAAAUGGGGCACCACUUUGGCUGUUGGCUCAGUAUUUUAAUUUUGAACUCCCACAAAAUCAAACCCCUGGCCAACAAGGAGCAGAUGGAACUCUGAGCAGCUUCUCUGUCCUCCUUCAUAACCGAUGCAAGAGUGAUGAGGACACUUUUUCUGUUAUAAAAAUAAAUUCUGAGGACUCAGUCACUCAGUUAUUCAUGCUACUAAAUUAAUAGUCUGGUCAUGUCUGGACUGAAGACCUGGCUUUUUUUUUUUUUAGCCACAUCUCCGCUUGACUGGUUCAACAGACGGAGAAGGUAAUAAAGAGAAAGUGAAGGAAGCCCACUGUUGCCCUUAUCCAUCCGUUUUUGCAGCUUUUUUUGUUUCCGAGCCAUUUAAUAAUAUUCUUUAACCACUAUCUGUCCUGCCAGGCUGAGAAAUCAGGCCAAUAAGUCCAAAUAACCUUCUUUUUGGAAUGAACUCUAAAUGGAAGUGCUUUAUCUCUCAUAGUCUCUCCACUGAUAUGUCACCACCCUGCAUUUCUUUCAUUAAGCUUUGAGCAAGGAAAUAAAUCAUUUCCAUUUCUUUAUUUAAGAAAACAUAGUUGCAAUGAAGUGUCCACGCCUUUGGGAGACUGAAUGUGCCUUGGCUUCUCAAAAGUUUACAGUCUCAGAUAGGCUGUAAUUUGUGACAGAAAGUAGCAUAGUGAACAGCUAAUGGCUAGUCCAUGGAAUUUGAUCCAUCCUAUUCUCGGGUGGAACGAAAAGAGAAAUUGUGAUCAAAGGACUGCAGUGUUCUGAUGUUGUUUCACAGAUGACUCACUUGUGUUUGUAUUUUUGCAGUGAAUCAGGUUUGUGGAUAAAAUCAUUAUGGGAACAAGCUUCUUGAAAGCAUCAGGGAGAAUCUGUUACCAAGCUUGAAUGACCCAUACCCAGUUAGUGGAGAGCGCUCUGAUGUAUUUAUGGAGGUCACUUGCACUACAUGGAACGCAAGAAUUGUCCCAUAUCAUUGGCACAGAAAAAAAAAAAACUAUGAACCUCUCAAUAUGUAAUCCUUAAAAGAAUGUAUUUUUAUUUAAUUUUAGUUUUAGCAAUAACAGAUGAUUUCUCUCUGUACAUUAAAAAAUCCUGCAGACUUUCAUGGGUGUCACGUAGAAUCUGUGCCCUGUGGUUUUCACCGUAUGUCAUCUAGCAAUAGACGACCUUUUUUCCAGGUUUUUUCUUUUGUGAAAGUUAUUUUAAUUACAAAAAUCAUAUCUGUCCAUUAAUGAUCAGUGUUAGAGACACGUACUACACAAUGUUAAGGUCCAGUAUAAGGGAUUUAAUUAAACUGUCAUGUAAAGUGGGUUCUAACCCAUUUCACUGUGAUAAGGUUAAUUUGGGCACUUCAUGUGUGAAAAAAUGGUGCAGUCAUUUUCAAUUCAUCAUUAUUCUGAUGUGUAUUUUUAAAAGGCUCAGUCUUAUUUGAGUGGAAAGCAGGUUUGUAUGCAGAAAUUAUGCGAUGACCAAAAGCAAGACCACCGUGUUGGAAAAAUCUGUGCUCAAAUAUCCAAAAUGAUGUAAAAUUUCACCUGAAGCAUCUGAAGGCAAAUCGGACAAACUUAACAAAAACCAAAAGUAUGAUGAAUAAACAAGAUUUUCCUUACAUUAGAUCCCUUACAUCCCUGUGUAACUGUCCACGACUGAUUUGAAAUUAUUGCUCUGGAUCAUAUUGUGGAAGUGUUCUGCAUGGUUUUUAAUUUUUGACAUGUCUGAAGCAAUACACUCCUGUUCUCUGAAGAGUUUGCCCUGAUUUGCAGUUACUUUAAGAAGAGAUUUUUCCUGACAAAUUGACAUCUAUGUACGGAGACAGUUUUGUACAUUAUUUUUCUUAUACUACGUGAGCACGUGUGUAUGAAUUUUUGAAAGUUGAGCGCGUGUCGCAGUCGCGCGGUGUUGAUGUGAAGAUUUUAUAUAAACUGGAAUCGACUGUAAAUAAUGUUUGCCAAUAUGUAAAUGGGGAAAAGAAAUGCAAUUCAUGUUGAAUCUGCCCACAACAGAACAUUUAUAAGAACCUCUGUGUAAUCCGGACAUGCUAACAUGCACAAAAACCCACAAAACAAAAUAAAAGAAACAAUCUCACAA